Molecule: messenger RNA, 2569 nt
Organism: Cavia porcellus (domestic guinea pig)
Lineage: Eukaryota; Metazoa; Chordata; Mammalia; Rodentia; Caviidae
Gene: Dph2
Product: diphthamide biosynthesis 2
Exons: 6
Coding region: 193-1662 (489 amino acids)
Biological process (GO): protein histidyl modification to diphthamide
Molecular function (GO): 2-(3-amino-3-carboxypropyl)histidine synthase activity
Source: RefSeq, a predicted model, not a curated record
CUCGCCUCACGUCCGGAAGUAACCUCCGCGGAUAGCCGCGUGUAUUGUGCGGAUGCUGAAGUCUGGAGGGGUUGGAGCAUACUGGGUGGCUCGGCGGCGGCGCAAAGCGAUUCGGAGCUUUGGAAGACUGCUUCUGAGGACGCGGGGCCCUAAGAGAGCCCCUGCUGCACCGCGCCUCCCAAGUCGUGCCUCAUGGAGUCUACAUUCAGCAGUCCGGCGGAGGCAGUCCUGCAGCGGGAGGCGGGCUUCCCGGGACUGCUCACUUCUCUCGCUGACCUCGACCGAGUGUACGAGCUGGAGCGAGUUACUGGAUUUGUCCGCGACCUACGGUGUCAACGGGUGGCCUUGCAGUUCCCUGACCAGCUAUUAGGAGACGCAGGGGCCGUGGCUGCACGCCUGGAGGAGACUACAGGGUCGAAGAUGUUUAUUUUAGGGGACACGGCCUAUGGCAGCUGCUGUGUGGAUGUACUGGGUGCUGAACAGGCUGGAGCCGAGGCCCUUGUUCACUUUGGCACCGCCUGCUUAAGUCCCCCAGCCCGGCCGCUGCCCAUCGCUUUCGUUCUUGGCCAACGUUCUGUGGCUUUGGAGCUCUGUGCCAAGGCCUUUGAAGUGCAGAACCCAGACCCUACAGCCCCUGUGGUGCUGCUGAGUGAACCAGCCUGUGCCCAUGCUCUGGAGGCCUUGGCCACUGUCCUGCGCCCUAAAUAUCAGGACCUGCUUGUCUCCAGCCCAGCUCUUCCCUCACCAUCAGGGUCCUCCAGCCCAGAGCCUGAGCCACUGGAGCGUUUUGGGCGCUACUUCCCCUUGACCCCAGGGAGGUGCCUGGAAGAAUAUGGUGCCUUCUAUGUGGGGGGCUCUAAGGCUGGUCCUGACUCUGACCUUGACCCAGACCUGACCCGGCUGCUCUUGGGUUGGGCACCAGGGCAGCCUUUCUUCUCCUGCUGCCCAGACACGGGACAGACCCAGGAUGAGAGUGUCCGGGCUGGACGCCUAAGGGCACGAAGAUGGUAUUUGGUAGAGAGGGCCAGAGAUGCCCAUGUGGUAGGGCUGUUAGUGGGCACACUGGGUGUGGCCCGACACUGUGAGGCACUAGCACACUUGCGGAACUUGUCUCAGGCUGCUGGCAAACGCAGCUAUGUGUUGGCUCUGGGGCGGCCCACCCCUGCCAAGCUUGCCAACUUUCCUGAGAUGGAUGUCUUUGUGCUUUUGGCCUGUCCUCUGGGUGCACUAGCCUUGCAGCCUUCGGGUAACUUCUUCCGGCCUAUACUGACACCAUGUGAGUUGGAGGCUGCUUGUAACCCUGCCUGGCCGCCUCCAGGCCUGGCUCCCUACCUCACACAUUAUGCGGACUUGUUGCCUGGGUCUCCCUUCCAUGUGCCCCUCCCACCACCUGAGUCAGAGCUGUGGGAUACCCCAGAUGUGUCACUCAUUUCUGGGGAGCUCCGACCCCCACUGGCCCGGGCGCCUCUGACUGAUCCUGGAUGCUCUGCCUUGACCCCACGGCCCCAGCUGGAACUGACUGAGAGCAGCCCCGCAGCCUCGUUCCUUAGUUCCCGGAGCUGGAAGGGACUGGAGCCCCGUCUGGGUCAGACACCAGUGACAGAAGCUGUGAGUGGAAGAAGAGGGAUUGCUAUUGCUUAUGAAGAUGAGGGAAACAGUUGAUGCCUUGUGGGGCCAGAGACACAGAGAGCCUUAGGUGUUGUUGCUAGAACCUUUAGUGCUCCCAGCAUCGACUCAUAUUCCAGCAGGACAAGGAGCCUGAAUGGAAAGGGCAGGCCAGGCAGUGCCACAUGGAAGAUCAGAUCCAUCCCUGUCCUUGCCCGGCUCUUGACACCAGCCCUACCACAUAGUGGCCUAGUAAAUGUCUGUUGCUUGACUGAUGGAGGAAGCGCUUCAUGGACUUUCUUGAGGUUUUCUGAGUAUAUCUGUCCCUGGAGCAGCCCAGGACCAAUAGCCAAUUCCAGUUCCUGAUCUGCAGUUGAGUUUGCCUUUAUUAAAGGUUAGGUGCUAGGGCUGGGGAUUUAGCUCAGCGGCAUAAGUGCCUGCCUGGGAAGUGUGAGGUCAUGAGUUCAAUCCCUGGUACCAAAAAUAAAGUAAAAUAAAAUAAAGGUCAGGUGCUAGAUCAUCCAGACCAGGUUUCUCAAAGUCAGCACAGCUGACAUUUGGAUCAGAUAAUCCUUUGUUGUGGAGGCUGACUUGUGUAUGGCAUGAUGUUUAGCAGUGACCCUGGGCUCCACCUGCUAGACAUCAGAAAUGCCCUCCUUUAGUUGUGACAAACAACAUUUUCAGACAUUGGCAAAUGUCCCCUCUAGGGGCAUAACUGCUUCUACUUGGAAACCGAUGAUCUAGACCUGUACUGUUCAGGACAUUAGCAAUAGACUUAUUUAAAUUAAUUAUAUUAAAAGGUCAGUUUUUCAGUCAAACUGAUCUCCAGUACCUACAUAGGUGCAUGAGAAGACAGCUACAAGACGUUUCCAGCACUGCCAAAAGUUCUGUUGGGUAGUGCUGUCUACACUGUUUUGGACUUGUUUCUCAAGAUACAUUCAAAUAAACCAAGUAUUUUUUUCUC